Trichechus manatus latirostris (Florida manatee) is the source of this 1532-nucleotide messenger RNA. It is a transcript of the gene RDH14, whose product is annotated as retinol dehydrogenase 14. Bases 87 to 1097 code for a protein of 336 amino acids. The transcript has 2 exons. The record is from RefSeq and is a predicted model, not a curated record. NCBI's taxonomy places the organism in Eukaryota, Metazoa, Chordata, Mammalia, Sirenia, Trichechidae.
GUACAGGUGGUAGCCUCAGUUUAGGGAAAUCGGCAUCUCCGGGAGUCCGGCACAGAGGCUGGUGGGCCCGCGGAGCCUAGGCGGCUAUGGCAGUGGCCACAGUGGCGGCCCUACUCGCCGCACUGGCUGGUGGGCUGUGGCUGGCGGCCCGGCGGUUCGUGGGUUCCAGGGUCCAGCGGUUUCACGGCGGCAAGGACUGCGGCCUCAUGCACGGGAAGACCGUGCUGAUCACAGGGGCGAACAGCGGCCUAGGCCGCGCCACCGCCGCCGAGCUGCUGCGUCUGGGGGCGCGGGUGAUCAUGGGCUGCCGCGACCGCGCGCGCGCCGAAGAGGCGGCGGGUCAGCUCCGCCGUGAGCUCAGUCUGGCGGAGGGCCCCAGGCCAGACGCCGACGCCGGCGUGGCCGGGGAGCUCGUCGUCAAGGAGCUGGAUCUCGCCUCCCUGCGCUCGGUGCGCGCCUUCUGUCAGGAGCUGCUCCAGGAAGAGCCUAGGCUGGAUGUCUUGAUCAAUAAUGCAGGGAUCUUCCAGUGCCCUUACACGAAGACCGAAGAUGGAUUUGAGAUGCAGUUUGGAGUGAACCAUCUCGGGCACUUCCUACUCACCAAUCUUCUUCUUGGACUUCUCAAAAGUUCAGCUCCCAGCAGGAUUGUGGUAGUGUCUUCCAAACUUUAUAAACAUGGAGACAUCAACUUUGAAGACUUGAACUGUGAACAAAGCUAUAAUAAAAGCUUUUGUUAUAGUCGGAGCAAAUUAGCUAACAUUCUUUUUACCAGAGAACUAGCCCGCCGCUUAGAAGGCACAAACGUUACUGUAAAUGUGCUACAUCCUGGUAUUGUGCGAACUAAUCUGGGGAGGCACAUAAAUAUUCCACUGCUGGUCAAACCAUUGUUCAAUUUGGUGUCAUGGGCUUUUUUCAAAACUCCAUUAGAAGGUGCCCAGACUUCUAUUUAUUUAGCCUGUUCACCCGAAGUAGAAGGUGUUUCAGGAAAGUACUUUGGGGACUGUAAAGAGGAAGAACUAUUGCCCAAAGCUAUGGAUGAGUCUGUUGCAAGAAAACUCUGGGAUAUCAGUGAAGUGAUGGUUGGCAUAUUAAAAUAGAGACAGGAAGUAAAGGAGAGCUUUUUAUAAAAACUAUGUCAGUUGUAUCCAUGACCAGGAGUGGUGUGGCUUGAUCACUUGCUACUUGAAAAAACAAUUUCAGUUUUACAAUAAUACUGCUAAGAGGUACAUGUGGAUGUUCUGAAGUGACUGAACAAUUAUUAUUUCAGAGGACAAAAUUUCAUCAAACACGUCUUACAGUAUAAUGAAUAAUACAAUUAUAGUAUAUUUUUAAAAUUAUAAUUGGGUAAGCAUGGAUUACAAAUAUAGGAAAUUUAGUAACUGAAAAGUGAUACCUUGAGAAGUUUUUGACAGAUCUUUGAGUUUCAUGGCCAAAAUGUUAAAUAUUGUUGCUAUACUGCUGAUUUUUGUGUGGAAAUAAUAUACCUAGUGUGUGCACACAAUUCUUAUGUGGAAUAAAUUUGCUGGUACAUA